AUGAACAAUAAUCAAAUUCGUCCAUCAUUAUCACCACAAGAUUCUGCAACAAUGCUUGCUCAAAUACAACAAAAAAAUCCACAAAUGUAUGCUCGUCUUCAAGCAAUGCGUUCUGAUUUAACAGAAACAGCAUAUGAACAGUUGUUGGCUGCAGUUGCUGUUUCUGCUGCUAAUUCAAAUGGGCAAGGACAUGGACAUUCGCAUACUCAUUCGUCGUCGUGUGCACAUUCUAAUUCACAAAUGCAUUUUUCUCAACCUGUACCUGACGUACCUCCGAAACCGAACGCUGCUGAAAUGAAUAUUGUUCAAGCUGUACAAUAUAAUGAAAUAGAACGAGUUAAACAAUUGAUUGAAUCAGGUCAAGCCGAUGUGAAUACACCGGAUAGUGAAGCAUGUCAUUUAUUGCAUUGGGCAUCAAUCAAUAAUCAUGUAGAGUUAGUACGAUAUUUAAUUGCAAAAGGUGCAACAGUAGAUAUUAUAGGUGGUGAUCUGAAAUCAACACCAUUACAUUGGGCAUUAUAUUCUAUUGUCACAUAUAUAUAUAUAUAUAUACAUGCAGGUCGACAAGGUGCUGCCGAAACCUUCUUUCUUCUUGUUGAUAAUGGAGCAGCAAUUGACUCACGUGAUAUAAAUGGUGUUCAACCAAUUCAUAUUGCAGCUCAAUAUGGUCAAAUAAAAAUACUUGCUUACUUACUUGGUUCUGGUGUUGAUGUUGAAUGUCAUGAUGGACGAGAUUUUACACCAUUAAUAUAUUCAUGUCUUGGUCCACCACAAAAUUAUGUUCCAUUGCCAAAUUCAUCACAUGUUUGUUGUACACAAUUUCUUUUAACGUUUGGUGCAGAUGUUAAUUAUCAAGAACCAACACGUCGUUUUACUCCAUUACAUUUUUCAAUAAAUAAUCUAAAUUCAAUAAGUUUUCAAGUUCUAUUAAAAAAUCCACAAAUAAAUGUUCAUUUAAAAAAUGCUGAUAAUUUAGAUCCGUCAUUUUUUGCACGUAUUCGACAAAAUUUAGAUGCUGCUAGAAUGAUUGAUGAACGUGUAGAAUCAAGUAAAGUAAAUAUAAGACCAACAUUUUUACGACGAUAUUUUACAAAUGAAUAUAAUCGAAGAUGGUUAACAAGAUUUUUUAUGUUUUUUGUUAUGACAUUAAUUGGUUUAUCAGCUAAUGCACAUGAAUAUAAUUAUUGGAUACGCAUUAUAUUUCCAAUUGUUGUUAUUUUUGGUUGUUCACAUUUAUUUAAUUAUUUUGUAUUUGAUUCGUAUACAAAAGAUAAUUUUGCUUUUUCAUAUGUUUUAUCAUCAUCAAUAUUAAUGUAUGUUACUUACUGCGUUUAUUUACAAGAAAAUAGAUUUACAAUAAUAGAUUUCAUUUAUCAUUUUUCAACAUUUUAUGGUAUUUACUGUUUAUAUUGUUGUAAAAAAUUGAAUCCAGGAUUUUUAAAACAACAAACAAUGGCUAUUGAUGGAAAUAAUUUAUCAAAAGAAAAAAUCUGCAUUGCAUUCGCACGUGAUCCACGAUGGACAUUAGAUCAUUUUUGUGUUACUUGUCUUAUACGUCGACCAUUAAGAUCAAAACAUUGUCCUUUGGAUGGAACAUGUGUAAUGAAAUUUGAUCAUCAUUGUAAUUGGUAA
Rotaria sp. Silwood2 is the source of this 1632-nucleotide messenger RNA. NCBI's taxonomy places the organism in Eukaryota, Metazoa, Rotifera, Eurotatoria, Philodinida, Philodinidae. The record is from the annotation of a GenBank genome assembly.